This is a messenger RNA of Miscanthus lutarioriparius, 4647 nucleotides long. Lineage: Eukaryota; Viridiplantae; Streptophyta; Magnoliopsida; Poales; Poaceae. The record is from the annotation of a GenBank genome assembly.
AUGGAUAAUGACAAUGGCGAUGUGGAUGACCUGGGAUCAGGGUGGUUUGAAGUGAAAAAGAAGCAUCGGUCCAGCUCAAAAUACACAUUGCAGAGGUCUUCAGGUGGUUCCAGCCAUAAAAUUCCAAACUUACCAUCACGGUCACGUGCUAACUGUAACAGUGACAGUUCAAGGUGGCAUGACAAGCCGCAACACCCACCUCCGAGCAUAAAUGCUAAUGUUGGUGUUGAUGAAUCUGGUAGUGGAGAAACAACAAAUGUUGGUGAAGGAUGCAAUGAUUUAGGCACUAGUGUCAGUGGCCUGAAUAGUGGCUUAAAUGCUUCAGCCUCAGAGGAUAUAGUUGAAAGACCUGAAGAACUGGUGGUGGCUGAAGAAACAAGUGAACCUCCCAAAACUGAUCUGGCUGAUCAUGUAGAUCCUUCACUGCCUCAUGAACCCACCACCGGUUCAGACAGUCCUGCAAAACGUGCAGAUCUUUCUCAGCAUGUAAAAUGUUCUCCCAAAACAGAGUCAGUAGGUGUUUUGUCCAAUACUCCUGUCAAGUUUGGAGACUUUGAUGAAGUUCCAGGUCUAUCAUUACCUUCAGAUUCAUUCAGAGAUAAUAAUUCUUCUAGAGGCCACAGACAUAGUGAAGAUGUUGCACAUCUAAAAAAUGUGCAAAAAGAUGCAAGUGAACUCAAAGUGGAGAUGGACACUUGUACUACAACUACAAUUGAUGAGACAUCUCCAAUUAUGGUACAGGGAACAGAGACACCCAAUGAUGAUAAGAGUAUUUCAAAUGUUAAUGGUUCAACAGCCUCAGCUGACUCUGUUUCCCUAUCCUGCUCCAAUAAUGAUCAUGAAGUUCCAGUUACAUCUUCCAUGGAAGGUAGAACAUUACUUCAUGACCAAGCACCAGUUUCUGCUUCUGCGGAUUUUGGAUCUGAAACUGCUGAGAGCAAAGAAAGAUUCAGGCAGAGGCUAUGGUGUUUUCUUUUUGAGAAUCUGAAUAGGGCUGUUGAUGAACUUUACCUCCUCUGUGAACUAGAAUGUGACAUGGAACAGAUUAAUGAAUCCAUACUUGUCCUCGAAGAAGCUAUUUCCGAUUUUCAAGAACUUAAAUCGAGAGCAGAGCAUUUUGAUAAUACCAAAAAAUCUCCUGGUGUACCAAAGGAGGGCAUGCCAAUGGCUGUGAAAGCUGACCAUAGGAGACCUCAUGCCUUGUCUUGGGAGGUCAGAAGGAUGACAAGUUCUCCACACAGGCAAGAAAUACUGUCUUCAUCUCUAGAGGCCUUCCAGAGAAUCCAAUUGGAACUGGCAUGCAAGCAGGCUGUGAGAAAAAAGAUUGCUGGUGAGAAGCUAAGUAGGGAUGCAUUCAAGUCUGGUAAAUCGUAUCCACAAAGUAUGCCUUCCUAUUCUGCAAGGAGUAGAAGAGGGUCACUAGAACCAAUAUCUGAAAUAGAGAAACACACCUUUAAGAAGGACAGGGAGUUGCCAGAAAACAAAUUUGACAGGCUCAAGUCAACCGAUGUUGUUAAAAAGAGUACAGUUCAUCUUGAAAAGGAAAAACAAAUUACAGCACCUUGGAAGUCCAUGGAUGCCUGGAAGGAGAAAAGAAACUGGGAAGAUAUACUGAAAUCUCCUGUACGGAGUUCUCGUGUUUCUCAUUCUCCUGGUGUUGGAAGAAAAGUUACAGACCGUGCUCGUGUUCUACAUGACAAGUUGAUGUCUCCUGAAAAGAAAAAAAGAAGUGCUUUGGAUAUGAAAAAAGAAGCAGAAGAAAAGCAUGCCCGAGCACUGCGAAUCAGGAGUCAACUAGAGAGCGAGAGGGUUCAGAGGCUACAGCGUACCUCUGAAAAGUUGCAUCGUGUCAAUGAGUGGCAGGCUGUGCGCAGCUCAAAACUGCGAGAAGUAAUGAAUGCACGCCAUCAACGUGGCGAAUCUCGUCACGAAGCAUAUCUUGCUCAGGUUGCAAAAAGAGCUGGUGAUGAGAGUACUAAGGUCAAUGAGGUCCGUUUUAUUACGUCACUGAAUGAAGAAAACAAGAAAUUCUUGCUGAGGCAGAAACUUCAUGACUCUGAAAUGCGGAGAGCUGAAAAGCUACAGGUGAUCAAAACAAAGCAAAAGGAGGACACUGCAAGGGAAGAAGCUGUUUUGGAACGAAGAAAGUUCCUGGAAGCUGAGAAGAUGCAGCGCCUUGCUGAAAUACAGCGCAAGAAAGAAGAAGCUAUUUUCAGAAGAGAAGAGGAGCGCAAAGCAUCUAGUGCUGCACGAGAAGCAAGGGCUGCAGAACAACAACGUCGAAAAGAGAUAAGAGCAAAAGCGCAACAAGAGGAAGCUGAACUUUUAGCCCAAAAGUUAGCUGAAAAGCUUCGUGAAAGUGAGCAGCGGCGCAAGUAUUACCUAGAACAAAUACGGGAGCGAGCCUCAAUGGAUCUUAGGGAUCAGCCUUCACCUUUUCAGCGUCGCUUUCCAAGUAAAGAUGGCCAAAACCGUUCUAGUUCUGCUAACAGCGGAGAAGAUUCACAGACAACUGGCAAUUCCAGCGCUGCAGAUUCUAUGGCUAAGUCAUCAAAUAAUGUGCUGACAAAACGAAGGAUUAAAAAGAUUCGCCAGAGAUUAAUGGCUCUAAAGCAUGAAUUUAUUGAACCAUCCAUAGGUGAAAGUACAGGAAUCACGCACAGGGCUGCUCUUGGAGCUGCCAAAGCUAAGUUAAGUAGAUGGCUUCAAGACCUUCAGAGACUUCGCCAAGCUAGAAAAGAAGUAUUUAGAAGGAAGGAUCUUGAGCUGCAUGCAUCAAGACAAGUUGGUUUGCUUGACUUCAUUAAGUCCGCAUUACCUGCAUCACAUACUUCAAAGCCUGGAGCUUGUCAAGUCACUGUCUACCUUUUGCGCCUGUUGAGAGUGUUGCUCUCACUUCCAGCUAAUCGAACUUAUUUUCUAGUACAAAAUCUUUUACCCCCAAUUAUUCCCAUGCUAUCAGCAUCACUGGAGAAUUAUAUUAAGGUGGCAGCAUCCAACUCUGGAAGUUCAAAUCUUCUGUCUAAUAAAACAUCAAUUGAGAAUACAGAGUCAUCAGGUGAAGUGUUAGAUGGAUUUUUAUGGACUGUGACCAUGAUCGUUGGCCAUGUACACAUCAAUGAUGAACAACUUCAAAUGCAGGGAGGUUUGAUAGAACUGAUUGUAGCUUAUCAAAUAAUACAUCGUCUGAGAGAUCUGUUUGCCCUUUAUGAUAGGCCACAGGUGGAAGGAUCCCCACUCCCAUCAUCUAUACUGUUUGGUCUCAACCUUUUGUCUGUCUUAACAUCGAAACCCGGAAAUUUGUCUACUAUUGAUUGGGAGUCCUGCAAAUGCAGGACACUAGGUGGAAAUAUAGUGCAAGAAUAUGAAUAUCUUAGUUCACAGGACAGUGUGGGGUGCCAAUCAAUGACACUUGAUCAAUCUGGUGAUGCCAAAUCGCCAACCAUAUACAGUGAACUGGCUGAAGAUAGCAAAUCCUGUAGACAACAUGACUUUAGCAUUCCAGUGGACAGAAAAUUGGUUGAUGAAGCUAGUAAAGACUUAUUAGUGAUCUCUGCUGGCCUGAACAACUCAGCAAUGCAACCGUCUGAUUUGGGCGUUACUACAAAGAAGCAUUCUGAAAGUCCUAGCCAGGGAGAUGAAAAUAGCACAGUGGACAGUUUUCUUGAAGGAAGAAAGGUGAAUAAUGUAUGUGCAUUGUAUCAUAGUCCUCGAAAAGGCAAUGAGACGAAUCUUAAGCAGCCUGUAAUGCUCUUACUUUCUGCAAUGGCUGAGACUGGCCUUGUUAGUCUACCAUCACUUUUGACUGCUGUGUUGCUCCAGGCAAACAACAACAGGUCAUCAUCGGAACAGACAUUGGCGAUUCUUCCGUCAAAUUUUGAAGAAGUAGCCACUGGCGUAUUGAAAGUUUUGAAUAAUGUGGCGCGUUUGGAUAUAACCCUUUUGCAGCACAUGCUGGCUAGAUCAGAUCUAAAGAUGGAGUUCUUCCAUUUAAUCAGCUUCCUUCUGAGUCAUUGCAUGAACAAAUGGAGAGUGCCAAACGAUCAGGUUGGUUUGCUGCUUCUAGAGUCACUGCUACUUCUUGGCUACUUUUCUUUGUUCCAUGCUGGGAACCAAGCUGUUCUUCGGUGGGGAAAGAGUCCCACCAUACUUCACAAGGUGUGCGACCUGCCAUUUGUUUUCUUCAGCGACCCUGAGUUGAUGCCCAUCUUGGCUGCUGCUCUGAUCGCCGUUUGCUACAGUUGCGAUCAGAACCGAAGUGUUGUACAGCAGGAAAUAAGCACGGAUAUGCUGCGUUGCUUGCUCAAGUCCUGCCAAACUUCUGGAUCAAAUUCUCCAGAUUCCAUUGCUGUGGAUGGUUCUGGAAACAAUUCCAAUGAAAGCAUUCUGGAGAUCAGGAACUCACAAGGUGACAUCCCAACAAGGAUAAGCCGCAAAAUUGGACGGCCAGUUGUUGGGAAGGGUAUUUCAGGGGGCAUCAGGUUCAACAGAAAUAAGGUUCAAAAGGAUGGUAGGGGAACAAGAGCAGUUGACGAUGGGCCUCUGAAGCAAAGAGCUCAAGAAGCUUCAUCGAGCUUCAUGUUGCAUAGAAAGAUCCCAGCUUCUUUCUUGGACAGAGCCGAGGAGUUCUUCUGCAGUGAGACAUGA